This is a messenger RNA of Austrofundulus limnaeus, 4683 nucleotides long. It is a transcript of the gene fez2b, whose product is annotated as fasciculation and elongation protein zeta 2b. Gene Ontology annotation, cellular component: cytoplasm; axon. The record is from RefSeq and is a predicted model, not a curated record. Lineage: Eukaryota; Metazoa; Chordata; Actinopteri; Cyprinodontiformes; Rivulidae. The transcript has 10 exons. Bases 113 to 1309 code for a protein of 398 amino acids.
CCCAGUCGCCUCCACAGUCUCGGCGUUUCUCAAAAAUCUCAAGCAGAGUUGCAGCGCAGCGCGGCUGCGGUGGCACGAACUGGCUGGCUGGAAUAAUAUCCCAAAAGCAGUCAUGGCGGCGCCGUUAGCCCACUUCGAUGAGGACUGGCAGGAUUUCAACGAAUUCACGCCGUCCUCGGAGUCGGACCAACAGCUGGACCAGCUGAACUCGAAUGUGGGCGACCCGACGGGCCUAGACGAUUUGUCCGACCUGGACAACAGUUUCUCCGGCGAGAUCUGCAGCUUCAAGUCGAUGGAGGACCUGGUCCACGACUUCGACGAAAAGCUGACAGUGUGUUUCCGAAACUACAACACUGCGACAGAGAACAUAGCUCCCGUUAAACCCAUCACGGAGGAUAACUUCUUGAAAGACGACGAGGUGUGGAACGCUUUGACGAACAACUUUGGCAACGUGAUGCCUGUGGACUGGAAGACAUCUUACACUCGCUCCCUGCACUUACCCGCCCUCAAACUCACUGAGCGUGAGGGACAGAAUGUGGAUAACCACUCGUCAGAUCUGUCAGACGACGACGAGGAGCUGAGGGAACAGUUGGACAUGCACUCGAUCAUCGUGUCCUGCAUCACCGACGAGCCGCUCUUCACAGCUGAACAGGUUAUUGAGGAAAUAGAAGAGAUGAUGCAGGAGUCCCCCGACCCGGACGAUGAYGAGAGUCCSUCCCAGUCCGACUUGUCCAUGCUGUCUCAGGACCUCGGCGCGUUGAAACGUUCGGGUUCCAACACGAGCUGUGAGGAACGUCUGCGGCAGCUGUCGGUGUCGGAGCUCAACCAGACUCUGGAGGAAGUGGAGGCAGCCAUCUGCCGCUACAGCGAGGAGCUGAUCAAGGCUCUGGCUCUGAGGGACGAACUGGACUUUGAAAAGGAGGUGAAGAACAGCUUCAUCUCGCUGCUCAUCGAUGUUCAGAACAAACAGAAGGAGCACCGCGAGCUGCUAAGAAAGAAGAAGAAGAUCCGAAGUUCGACCGGGCCCAACGGUCAGAGGACAGCCAGCACCCACGUCCCCGGCACGCAGCUCCUCACUCUGGAGGGACUCUCCAGUGUCAUUCAAAAUGGCCUCCGUCAAACUUUUGGCUACACAGGAGGGGACAAACAGUACCUGACCACAGUGAUCCCUUAUGAGAGGAAAUCUGGCUCCCCGUCUAUAGAAGACCUCCAAAUCCUGACGAAGAUCCUCCACGCCAUGAGGGACGACAGCGAGAAGGUCCCCGCCCUCCUAACAGACUACAUCCUCAAAGUUCUGUGUCCCACGUAAACUCACAAGGAGAUGACGUGUUUUUCUCGAGCCACCAGCAGAGGGGACGGGGGGCGGGGUUUGGUAAACUGGAAAAUCACAAACUGGAAUAAGAAAAAAACCCAAACUUUCCUCCCUCUUCCAUUCCCACAUCAUGGACGUUCUUUCCUUUUUAUUAUUAUUAUUAUUAUUAUUGUUUUUCUUUUUUUUUUUUACUCUGCUGUUAAGUUUUUAACUUGUGCAGUUUUUAUUUGUAAUAUUUAAACAUUUUUGUUGUGCUUGAGUUCUGCCUAAAGAUGCCAGGAAUCAGUGUUAGCCUGAACACCUCACUUCCUGAUUUGCCAGAGGCUCUGAAACAGCAAACCAUCCAGGAAGAGGAGGUGUUUUUUUUUAAUUCUGCGGGCUAAUCAAAUACAUUUUUUCUUUGUAUAGUUGCCUGGCAGGAAAACAAACAAACAAACAAAAAAUCUUAAUUUAAUCUGGGAAUCUGAAAGUACCAGGCGAGUAYUGAGCAUUAAUUCUGUUUGGUUUGAUGGCACACGGUUUCAUGUUGAAGAAGUUUGCUUGUUAAGGAUGGAAGAGAAAACCCCUCUAAUUAAAACUGUAGUUUGUAUUCUUCUGCAUGUUAAAGCUGAAUGUUUUUAGAUUAUUUUGUAUAAGAACGAGGAGAAAAAAAUUGCACAGUUUGAGAACUUUUUCCAUGUUCGAAAAAGGGACAGAAGUGUUCGCAACGUAAAAUGACGGCUGGAUGAACAAACGCGUGGAUCAUAUUUUUGGAUAAAGARGCUUUAGAUUUAAGAUUUUGUAAUCAUAUUGUAAGAGCUGUUUGUUGACCUAUUAGACCCUCAGAGUGACCCCCUCACCCCGAACUAACUCUCCACUCAUUUAUCUGCAGAUACAGUACCUCCUGUUUCAGUUUGAUUUGAAGGAUCUGCUCGUGGUGUUSGUGUAGAUUAGAUUUUCUGUUCCCUGUUUGGAUCUUGUAGUUGCACUUUACUCUGUGAUCUGGUCUCAUUAGAGUAGCGUUGGAUACUCGUCAGCAAAUCUAGAAUUUGUUUUCACGCAUUUCUUUCCCACAUUAGUCCCAGUAAAUAUCUUUAAGGGGCAUUCCAUUGAUUUGCUUUUUUAUAAAAGUAGCAGAAUUAGGCAUGUAGAAGUGACUGGAUUGUCCUCAGUGUCGUCUUUUUUUAGAGCAUUAAAAAUUGGGACUCUUGCACUUCUUUACACCAACGUUAGGAUCAAUGUAAGGUUUUAAAAAGUCUGGAUUUCUGAGGGUAAAUGCAGAGGAUUGAUCUGUAAAUUCUGUAAAUCACUUUAAAUAAUAGUUAAUAAUAGGCUCCGCCCACACUACUCCAGAUGUUUUCUGUUGCGCCUCUCGUUCACGUCUGCAUGUUGGGUUCUGAAGCUCAUGCACCUAAUGAAACAAAGGCUUCAGGUGCAGAGAAGUGUGCUGCUGCUAAUUCUGUUAGCCAGGGAUCUUUUAUUUAUGUUCCUUCAUUUUCACCAGUUUGGCUCAACGUGGAGGAGGAUGUAUGUUCAGACRGAGCUGAGCUCACUUGAAUUAGAAUUUCUACUUUAUGAUCCUUUCAAAAUAAACUAACGGUACAGGAAGUUGCUGUUUAGUUUAGAUGAGCCUGCUUUCAUUUAGUGCUCUAAAAAACUCAGAUUUUUAGCUGUUUUAUUGUUUUGAUAUUUGUUUUGUUUUAUCUUGAUCAUCAAACUUCCARCAUGUGCUGAAAUUCUUAAUAAUGAAGUCAGUUUUUUGUUCUCUGUAUUUUGAGUUUAUGUUAAUGUGGACAGUCCCCACACCUACUGAUGAGGCAUGAGUAUGUUAAGUUUUUGUUUUUAAAAAAAGRAGGUAUUGGAUUUUAAAUAAAUGAAACAUAUCUGGAGUAGUGAAGAUGGGACCUAAAUGUGUUUUAACAUGAUAAAAGAUACAUUUUAGAUUUGAUAGUUAUUUUUGUUUUUAACUUCUGCACAUUAAUGAAGUCAAAGUGAAAGUUCAGCUCUUUUAAAGUGCAUUCUGCAGAUGUAUUACAAAUUGUAGACCUCAUACCUUUUCUACAGAACCCCGACUUUGUCUUUCAGGACCGAUCAUUUGUUGUCACUUAUUUAUUUAUUUUUUUAACACUUGGUCAAACCUUUAACAACUAUUUAAACAUUUUAAGCCUAAUUUGUUAGAUUUAUAUCAUAUCUACUUAUAAAACAAAAGUUAUAUUAUUUAAAGUUGAAUGUUUUUAACAUGUUUAAAUAGACAUGUCAGGUAUUUGAAAUAGAUUUUUGGCAAUUUAACUUCAUCUCUAGUUUAUAGUGAAAAUGUGAAAUAAUAUUAGAGAACAAAGAUUUCAGGAAGAAAUCACUGGAAUUCACCCUUUUUUUUUUUUUUUACAACCACAUCCCACCAUUUAGAGCGUAUUUGUUGAACAUAACGGGGACAUUAUAAAGUCUGCCUCACCUGGUCAGGUCUCAGGUUGGUACCAAGCACUUGGCUACACUUUUUAAGAUAAAAGCGAUGAAUCAAAGUCCGCAUGAUGUUCUGUAGUUUUAACCGUAGCUUAAAGACCGUAGCAUUUACGAUGUUUAACGUCACUCAGGUUUUGUUUUGAUAACGCGGAGUGAACCUGGGGACAAUUGCACAGUGGGGGAGGGGGUCUCUUUUUAUCAUAAAAGUCAAACAGAAGCUCAAAAUAAACUGUUUGUAUGUGACAUAUUUCUACAGAUGCCAGCUAUGAAAACAGUUUUUUUAAGUAGCAUGAUCUGCAUGCACUGCACCGCUGCAAACACCUUUCUAUUCAUUAGUUUUGUUGUUUUUGUUUACAGACUUUAAAUAUCACACUAAAGGGACGUGUAUAUGUUGCAGUAAAAACAAUUUAGUAAGGUUUUAAUAGUUUAAAAUGCAUUUAAAAGUUUUUUUCUAACUCAGGCGCUCAGAUGAAAUUGGUUUGUGACGCCGGCGCUGAAUGUCUCGAUUUGUUGUUGAAAAGAUUUAUUUCGAAUAAGAGUGAAACGAAGCUCGGCACCGAGGUCACAGACAGGAUCUCAGCCCAGAACUUUCAUCAGGUUCUCUUCUAGAAACAUAUCAGCGAAAACAUCAAUUUAGAGAUUUAUAUUUAUAUGUGUAGAACAAUAAAAAGAAACUAGAGGCUGCCUUUAUAAAUAAAUGCCAGAGGAUUUUUUGUUUUCUUUUGUAUUUGUACAUUUAAUAAACUCUUAAUGCAAUAUAUUUCCCUGCUAGUUUGGGGGUUCAUGUUUACUGUUUCUUGUGGUACUGCAGUGUAUUAAUUUAUUAUGUGAACCUUUUGUUUUGUAACCAUAUUUUGACUGUAAUGGUACAAAUGUUUUGUGCCCUCUGCAUUACAACUCAUUUCAGAUUAAAAAAAAAAUGUACUUAUUAA